CUGAGUUUUUUUUUGUGGGAUUCCUUACCUAUUGAAGUAAAUAAAAUCCGUCUGAAUAAAUUCAAAAAUUCUCUUCCUUCAUUUUUUUUAACUGCACCAACGAGGUUUAUAAUUCAUAAGAUGGAAUAUUAUUGUUUAAAAAGCAUGAAGUUUACAUCAUAAUGGAUAUCGAAGAAGGGGAAAUAACUGGUGAUUCUGACACAGAUUGUCAUGAUAUAAAAGAAAAUUUUAAAAAUAAAAUGGGUUUUAAAUUGAAAACAGCUGAUUUAAUCCAAAAAUGCUUACCCCUUCAGGACAUAAAAACACACCCUAAGAAACCCUAUAAAAAAGAUAAACAAUAUAAAUCCAAAGAUAAGUCUAAUAAGAUCGAAAAUUCCAUUAACGCGCAUAAUUCUGAGAUCGAUCAAACUGAUCAAGCCGUUGAUGGUUUUAUUAAUUCCAUAAUUGAGAAUAACUCAUCGAAUGACCCCUCACCUUUAAAUCCUACACUUGAUUACAAUAGCGAAAUAACUACGCCUAAACGUGAAAAGAAAUCACGGUGGGCCAAUGUCGAUGAACUUAGCAAUAAAGCUGAUCACGUGAUUGAAACAGAAGCUUUAAAGCCCAAUAGAUAUGCUAGCAAAAGGAAAUUUGGAGAAACCAAUAAUUUCGAAAAAACCGAUCAACCGUAUAAACGCACCGGAAAGCCCUACUUUAACGCCUCACGUCAAAAAUAUUUUGACCACGAUAAUGUUUCGGACAACUUGAAGGCCACGUGGUUUGAAAAGGAAGAAAACGAGAAUCCAGUCGAGCAAACUUCCAUUGAUAAAAAACUAAAAUUCAUUAAAAAAAAGCCGCAAUAUAAUAAAGGCGGUGUAAAUGGCGAUUCUUACGAGGAAGAUUUUGAUAAGCAACUGAGAUUAGCACAGAAACAAGCAUUUGGUAUUGCCAACGCAGAAGGCAAAGACGAAGAUUUAGAAGACGAGCGAAAAUCAGUGGGUGUAAGCGAAUACAGCAAUAACGAGAGUAACUUCUCGGAAGAAAAAACGGCGAAUCCUUUCCCCGUAGCUCACCCUUACAAACCUAAUCGCCCUAACGAUCUGUCUACAAAUAAAUUUACUAAAAAUUUUGAUACGCCUUCCCCAAAAAUUUUUAAAAAUAAUAAUUUUAGUCCUAGCAAGAACUAUAACGCGAAUUAUAAUAAUAGGGGAAAAUUUUCGGGACCCAGGGGCAGAGGUGGAGGCAGGGGAGGAGGCCGAGGAAGAGGAAAUAGGGGAAGACCUGAUCACAACAACAAAUUCGACAACAAGAGGGGUAGGGGUGGAAAUUUUGGUCGGAGAGGUAAUUUCAAUGACAGAGGAAGGGGUAGAGGAGCCGCUAGAAAUAAUUUCAAGGGGAACAAAAACUUUUCUAAUAAUUUUAACAACGAUGACGAACAAGUGGAAGUAAACGAGUACGCGGAAGAAAAUGAAAUGACUGGAGAAAAUAAGAAAGCAAAUUACCAAGGAAGUGGAACUAAUAACUACAAGAGUUUUGAUAAGGAUCGAAAAAAUAAUAGACCAUCAUAUAACAACCAUCAAGAUUUUAAAAAUAAGAAUCAAAACGCUAAUCGCCCUUGCAACAAUAAAGUUAAAUCCGAAUACGUACAACAGCACCAACCAAAAUCGAUCUGCAAAUUUUACACCGAAGGCCGUUGCACUAAAGGAGAUGAUUGCAAAUUUAGCCACGAUUCUAGCGUAAAUUCCAAGCAAGAGGUUUGCAAAUACUAUAUCCAAAAUACAUGCACCAAAGGAGACGCUUGCAUUUUCAUGCAUUCCGAAUUUCCAUGUAAAUUUUUCCACACUGGGAAUACGUGUUAUUCCGGAGAUAACUGCAAAUUUUCUCAUGACGUUUUGACGCAGGAUAAAACCGAAUUACUUAAUGGGGUGUUGACUAAGAAUCCUAACGAAACUCAAAAAGAAUCUGAAUCCUUUCCAGAUGGCCAACAAUUAAAUGAAGAAACCGACGAAAUGAUUGGCCAAAACUCGGAAGUCAAUGUUAAAUACCAAGCUAAGGAUCAAUUUUAUACCCAUGGGUUUUACGCAUCGGAAACUGUUGUUGAUGAUGAAGAUGAUGAUGAUGCUGACGAAAAUAAUAAUUAUCAAGAAUCUACUUUUGGAUUUUUAGCAAAUGUUAUGAAAAAUCAAAAUAUAUCUAAAAAUACAGGAAAUGAUCAAGAACGUCUCACAUUAAUCGCCAAAUCGAAAUCUGUAGUAUCAUUUCAAAAGUCAGUCAAUAAUUCAUCUUCCCUAACGGAUACAACAAAUAGUAGAAGUGGUAAUUACGAUGAAGCCGAAUUGUUUGGAGCAGAAAGUAGCGAGGACAUCAUGGACGAAACUUUACGAUCUUCCAACACUUCCCGCUCUUCACAAUCUCCUUUUGGUAGAACCGCUAAAGAAAACGCGAAAUUAGUUAUUUCGAAAUAUAAUAAUAAUAACUUAAAACCGGGAAAUAUAAUACAAGACGGCAAAGACCAAGAGGAAGACUGGGACAGGGAAAAUAGUCUAACUAAAUUGACUAUUGAGGAACAUCUCGAUGAAGCAAACAAAGAAUCCGAAGAAAAAAAUGAUGAAAGUGAAGAUGAGGAUAACGAGGAAAGGAUGAGUAUGGGCUUGGGCUCUAUGUUGGGUUUUUUGGGAACUGCUACUCAAGAGAAUGCUUUCAUCCCUAAUGAACAUCACGUUAAGGCAAGCAAAGAAUGCGUAGAAAAAAAGGAAGAAAGCGAGGAUGAAGAUAACGACGAAGAAGAUGAAAGAGAAGAAAGGAUGGGUAUGGGCUUAGGUUCUAUCUUGGGCUUUUUGGGAAACGCUACUCCAGCUGCCGCUUCCUCCACUAAUGCAUACAAAUCCAUAGGAAAAAAGGAAGAAAGUGAACAUGAGGAUGACGACGUAGAAGAUGAAAAAGAAGAAAGAAUGAAUAUGGGCUUGGGUUCUAUUUUGGGGUUUUUGGGAAGUGCUACUCCAGCUAACGUUUCCACUAAUGCCGACAAAAAGGAUAAUAGCAAUAGUAAAGAAACUCAACGUCAACUUUAUUUUAGUACGGACAGAAAGUUUUAUCAAGACCAACAUGAAGAUAAUUACAACGAUAAAAACAAUUGGAAAGAUAAGUCACGCGAUUACAAUAACAAUAGCCGAAAGGAACAAAAACAAUACGGGUAUAAUAAGUCCAACUUUACCACCAAAAAUAAUUAUCAAUCUGCUAAAAACGACAGAGGACGAGGACGAGGCCGUUUCAACAGAAAUCGAAACGAACGUCCUCCUUCUAAAACUGGUGAAGAAGACGAAAAAACCAAAUACUCCGACAAUAAACCCCAACGUUACAAUAAAAAUAAUCAAAAUAGACCGAAUUUUACCCCCAAUAAUCAAAAACAAAAUCACUUCGCUUCCAACGAUCCUGAUAAUAUACCAAAACCUCCUUAUUACAAUCCUAUGAUGUUAUCUCAGCAACAUAAUAUGGAAAAUGUACCCCCACGUCUUAUGUCCAUCAAUUUUGGACUUUUGAAUAACAAUCCUUUCCCCCCAAAUAUAAAUGGCGUCGUUACCAACAACCUUUACAACCAGCCUUCUCAAUUUCCUAUACCUCAAUUACAACACCAGCUUACCUUACAACAGAAUCUUCAACAAAAUUUGCAUCAUCAAAACCUUUCGAACAUCAACAUGACUAAUAUGCCAAACAUAGCCAAUUUAACACCUCAUCAAAUGCCAUUAUUUCGACCACCUUAUCAAACUUUGCCGCCUACUGCCUCCAUCCUGCCUCUUCCUUCUCCUUCCGGACUUCCUGCGAAAGUCGCCGGGUAUAACCAAAAUAUCGAUGAUGAUGAUAACCAUACCGAAUUACUCUUCAAUAAGAAUUCCAAUAUCGAUUUAAAAAUUGAACAAGUCCCGAGAAUUAGAUCCUCUUCAUUAUGGUUUCUUUCACUUAUAGAUGGGCUACCUGAUAAGCAUCGCUGGGAUCAAAACAUUCUGCAGCAGCAAGCUAAAAAGCGAGAAACUACUUCCAACAUUGAUCAAAAGCCUUCCGACCCUCGUCUUGAUCAUCCUGGUUACAAGUUUUAUAGGAAGGAAACUCUUAAAAAAGGUUUUAAUGGCAAUGCAAGUUGUAAUCCAACACCACUUAUCACGGGUUGUAAUCCAUUGGAUCCCAGGUCUCUAAUGGUCAGCCGAGAUCCGAGGUUAUCAGCCGCUCGCCGUUCUUCUGUCAAAUCUGGGGUGGCACAACCCGAGCCCAACCAUAAUGGUUUACAUCAAUCCGGAGUUAUUUUAAUACAGCCUUUCUCUCAGAUUAUUGGGGUCGAUGAGAUAACUAGCCCCACCCCUCUUCAUACUUCUUCCACGACCUUUAAUUCGACACCUCUCCCCUCAGUUUUAACUUCGACAAUGUCCGAUUUCAAAAUACCUAGGCGAACAAACAGAAUAGCAACGACCGAUGGUGAAAAACACAAAAACGCUAAUAGCAAAGUGAAACUAAAUCUAUCGGAUUACAGGGCUAGAUUGGGUCAACCGGUUAAAAACGAUGAAAAAAUGAUAGAAACAGUUGUUGAGGACUCUCCUGUAUCUUCCCCUCUAGCACAAAAUAUAUUUAACAUAUACAAUGAUCCAGAAGAUGCUAUUUUAUAAAUAAACAAAUAAUCAUUAGCAUUCUACAAAAAAAUUUUUUUAUUAUCGAUGUUGUAUUUUAAUUUUUUAAAAAAAAUGUAAUAUCAAUAUCAAGUUAUUAAAUAUUGUAUAUUGAGAACAUAGAUAUUAUAUAUUUUGUAAACAUUAUGUAUAAAUUAAAUAUAUUAUAUAUUUAUUUAUGUCAUCUAUUAUACUAUACCUUUUAU
This is a messenger RNA of Gordionus sp. m RMFG-2023, 4840 nucleotides long. RefSeq lists its product as uncharacterized. Lineage: Eukaryota; Metazoa; Nematomorpha; Gordioida; Chordodea; Parachordodidae. Bases 162 to 4634 code for a protein of 1490 amino acids. Gene Ontology annotation, biological process: negative regulation of DNA-templated transcription. Gene Ontology annotation, cellular component: nucleus. Gene Ontology annotation, molecular function: metal ion binding; RNA binding. The transcript is spliced from 18 exons. The record is from RefSeq and is a predicted model, not a curated record.